Messenger RNA from Nomascus leucogenys (northern white-cheeked gibbon), 456 nucleotides. It is a transcript of the gene SEC61G, whose product is annotated as SEC61 translocon subunit gamma. Gene Ontology annotation, cellular component: membrane; Ssh1 translocon complex. Gene Ontology annotation, molecular function: transmembrane protein transporter activity. Gene Ontology annotation, biological process: post-translational protein targeting to membrane, translocation; protein targeting. The record is from RefSeq and is a predicted model, not a curated record. NCBI's taxonomy places the organism in Eukaryota, Metazoa, Chordata, Mammalia, Primates, Hylobatidae.
GGCAGAAACCCGGAUUCCGGUUCCGGUGGGCCUCUUGAGCCCGCUCCAGCGCUACGUGUCCUUGGCAUUUUAGGUGUCGGUUGGGCAGGCAGUCAUGGAUCAGGUAAUGCAGUUUGUUGAGCCAAGUCGGCAGUUUGUAAAGGACUCCAUUCGGCUGGUUAAAAGAUGCACUAAACCUGAUAGAAAAGAAUUCCAGAAGAUUGCCAUGGCAACAGCAAUAGGAUUUGCUAUAAUGGGAUUCAUUGGCUUCUUUGUGAAAUUGAUCCAUAUUCCUAUUAAUAACAUCAUUGUUGGUGGCUGAAUACAUUUUGGAAGAGAGUUUUUCAUCUUAGAGAUUGGUGAACAAGUAUGAGGCUGUGAGAAGCUCACAGAAUACAAAUUUGCCUCUAUGUUUUGUGGGGUUUUUUUGCUUUCAAGAUGUUUUCUAUUUCUAAAUUAAAGUAAUUUCAAAGUAAA